Molecule: messenger RNA, 2325 nt
Organism: Aspergillus calidoustus
Lineage: Eukaryota; Fungi; Ascomycota; Eurotiomycetes; Eurotiales; Aspergillaceae
Source: the annotation of a GenBank genome assembly
AUGGUUCAAUCCGCCGUUCUCGGUUUCCCUCGUAUGGGAAAGCUCCGUGACCUCAAGAAGGCCACUGAGGCUUACUGGAGUGACAAGAUCUCUCGCGAUGAGCUUCUGAGCGAGGGAAAGAGACUGCGUCUGGAGCACUGGAAGAUCCAGAAGGACGCUGGCGUCGACAUCAUCCCCAGCAAUGACUUUGCUUUCUAUGAUCAGGUCUUGGACCACAUCCAGCUGUUCGGUGUCAUCCCUGAGCGUUACACCCAGUACAACCUUCACUCCCUUGACGAAUACUUUGCCAUGGGACGCGGUCUCCAGAAGCCCGCCAAGGAUGGCCAGGCCGCCAUCGACGUCCCUUCUCUCGAAAUGGUCAAGUGGUUUGACUCUAACUACCACUACGUCAAGCCUACCCUUCAGGACAACCAGACCUUCAAGCUGGCUGAGAACCCUAAGCCUGUUGCUGAGUUCCUUGAGGCCAAGGAGGCCGGCAUCAUCACCCGCCCUGUCAUCCUGGGUCCCGUCUCUUUCUUGACCCUCGCCAAGGCCGACCGUGGCCAGUCUGUUGACCCCAUCACCAAGAUCGAUGAGCUCCUCCCCGUCUACGUCGAGCUCCUUACCAAGCUGAAGGAGGCUGGUGUUGAGGAUGUUCAGAUUGAUGAGCCCGUCCUUGUCUUUGACCUGCCCCUCAAGUCCAAGGCUGCUUUCAAGCCGGUUUACGAGAAGCUCGGCUCCCUUGGUGCCCAGGCUCCUCGCCUUGUUCUCGCCACCUACUUCGGUGACAUCGUCCACAACAUUGAUGUCCUCCCUGCCCUUCAGAGCCUCUACGGUAUCCACAUCGACCUGGUCCGCAACCCCGAGCAGCUUGACUCUGUGGUCAAUGCUCUUGGCCCCAACCAGGUUCUCUCUGCUGGUGUUGUUGAUGGCCGUAACAUCUGGAAGACAAACUUCAAGACUGCCAUUGAGAAGGUUGAGCUUGCCAUUCAGCGCCUCGGCAAGGAGCGUGUCAUUGUCUCCACCUCCAGCUCCCUCCUCCACGUUCCCCACACUCUCGCCAACGAGAAGAACCUCGACCCUGAGGUCCACGACUGGUUCAGCUUUGCCGUCGAGAAGACCAGUGAAGUCGUCGUGAUUGCCAAGGCUGUCACCGACGGCCCCGCUGCUGUCCGUGAGCAGCUCGAGGCCAACGCCAAGUCUGUUCAGGCUCGUGCCUCCUCCAAGCGUACCAACGAUCCCAAGGUCAAGGAGCGCCAGGCCGCCGUCACCCCUGAGCAGCACAACCGCAAGUCUCCCUUCCCUGUCCGUCUUGCUGAGCAGACCAAGUCCAUCAACCUUCCUCUCUUCCCCACCACUACCAUCGGAUCCUUCCCUCAGACCAAGGAGAUCCGUAUCCAGCGUAACAAGUUCACCAAGGGUGAGAUUACCGCUGAGGAGUACGAGAAGUUCAUUGAGAGCGAGAUCCAGGAUGUUGUCAAGAUCCAGGAGGAGCUUGGCCUCGACGUCUUCGUCCACGGUGAGCCUGAGCGUAACGACAUGGUUCAGUACUUCGGUGAGCGUCUUACCGGUUAUGUCUUCACCACCCACGCCUGGGUUCAGAGUUACGGAUCCCGUUGCGUGCGUCCUCCCAUCAUUGUCGGUGACAUCUCUCGUCCCGCCCCUAUGACGGUCAAGGAAUCCAAGUACGCCGUGUCGAUCUCCUCCAAGCCCAUGAAGGGUAUGCUUACCGGACCCAUCACCUGUCUCCGCUGGUCCUUCCCUCGUGAUGAUGUCCACCAGUCUGUGCAGGCUCAGCAGCUGGCUCUGGCUCUCCGUGAUGAGGUUGUCGACCUCGAGGAGGCCGGUGUCAAGGUCAUCCAGGUCGACGAGCCUGCCCUCCGUGAGGGUCUUCCUCUCCGUGCUGGCAAGGAGCGUGAGGACUACCUCCAGUGGGCUGUUGCCGCCUUCCGUCUGUCCACCAGCGGUGUCACCGACGGCACUCAGAUCCACUCUCACUUCUGCUACUCGGAGUUCCAGGACUUCUUCCACGCCAUCGCUGCUCUGGAUGCCGAUGUUCUGUCCAUCGAGAACAGCAAGUCUGACGCCAAGCUCCUCAAGGUCUUCAUCGAUGAGGCCUACCCCCGCCACAUUGGUCCCGGUGUCUACGAUAUCCACUCUCCUCGUGUCCCCAGCGAGCAGGAGAUCAAGGACCGUGUCGAUGAGAUGCUUACCUUCCUGCGUCCCGACCAGCUCUGGAUCAACCCCGACUGCGGUCUGAAGACCCGCCAGUGGCCCGAGACCAAGGCUGCUCUGACCAACAUGGUCAACGCUGCCAAGUACUUCCGCGAGAAGUACGCCAAAUAA